Messenger RNA from Capsicum annuum, 2661 nucleotides. Its product is annotated as proline-rich receptor-like protein kinase PERK3. Bases 1153 to 2289 code for a protein of 378 amino acids. The record is from RefSeq and is a predicted model, not a curated record. The transcript is spliced from 7 exons. Gene Ontology annotation, molecular function: protein kinase activity; ATP binding. NCBI's taxonomy places the organism in Eukaryota, Viridiplantae, Streptophyta, Magnoliopsida, Solanales, Solanaceae. Gene Ontology annotation, biological process: protein phosphorylation.
UUAAAAACUUUUUUAUCAGCUCCCACUUGAUUUUCUCGACUCUCCUUCUUUCUAGGUCACACAAAGAAAAAGAAAGCAAAAAGGCUCAUAGUGUGGAUACAAGGAAAAGACUUAAAAUUGAUAUAUGGAUCUUUUCUCCUUUUCUUUUGAUUCCUUUCAAUUAUUAUGUCUGUCCAGUAAAAGUUAGUAGUAGUUUAUUUCACUGUUCCUAACCUAGUAAAACAACUUUUUUACUAUCAAUUGCAUCUCUUUUCUUUUGAGUAGCUGGUUUUUCAGUGUCCCACGGAUAAGGUCCAUGUAUAUUCUACUCUUUUCAGACUUUACUUGUAGUAUUAUACUAUAUAUGUGUUGUAGUUACACUUACAACUACUCAUAUUGGAUGACAACCUCUCUUCUUUAUUUUCCUAUUUUGAAAGGUUCCCAAGACUUUAUUUAAAGCACAUUUUAUUGGUAAUUACAUGUAAAAAAUUUGAGAUUUGUAACACAAUAUCAAGAUUUUAUCUUAUUACGAUAAUAUUCUUGCUGUGUGGAAAUUGUUAGACACCUUUAAGUGAUAUCUCCAAUGACAACUAUCUUUCUACACGGGCAUCAAAAAGUACUUGUACAACUGACAAGGUGUGUAAUCUUCACUGAAUUGGUGUAAAGAGAGACAGAAUCUGAAGAAAGCCACUGAUAUUAAUUCCCUUUUCUUAGUUUUACUGAGCAGAAAGAGAUUUGCGUUGGCUAAAAAAAAGAGGGCUCUUCAACUAUUGUAGAGCUUCUUUGAAUGACAUAUUGGCAUGUGUGAAUGCAUGGACAAGAAAGUGGGGUACAAUGGAAAUUAGCUAAUGAGUUGUCUCAUGGAAGGAAAUUGGCAGCAUUGUUUCCUUACCAUAGUUGCUGUUUCUCAGAUGGAUUCUUGAGAUCAACAUUGUUCAGAGUUUUUGUCAGCAAUUACUUUUAGUACACAAAUGUACAAUCAAUAGGACCACCACCUUCAUGCUGAUGGAGUUCAAGUUGGGUACUUUUAUUCAUCCGUAUGGUUUUUAGCACUGUUACGAAGGAGGACAUGAAAAUAUUUCAGACUUUUCAACAGUAAUUUAACUUAAAAGGUUUCUUCAUUGAUCCACAAGCUAAGUGUCAAUGUUCAAAUCACUUGGAUGAUUUUCUAGGAUGGCAAGUUCAUUUGCAGCUAUAGCAGGAGGAAUUGGAGGGGCAGUAGUCCUCUUGGGAGUAAUUUUCUUUGUAUGCUUUCGGGCAUUCCGUAACAGGAAGGAUUCAAAUAGGAAUUCAGAUUCAGCUUCUUCAGACCCAUCUGCAGUAGUAGUUUCAGUGGAGCUGAAAAGUGGAGGACCCGGCGCAUAUUUUGCUCCACCAAGGCUGUUCAGAAUGGAAGAGUUGGAGAAAGCCACAAAGCAUUUUGAUGAGAGCAAUCUCAUUGGUUGUGGGAGUUUUGGUCUGGUUUUCAAAGGGUUGCUUUGUGAAGGAACCGUGGUUGCUAUAAAAAGGCGCUUAGGGACUCCGAAACAGGAAUUUACUGAAGAGAUUGCUCAUUUAUCAAGGAUUCAUCAUCGCAACCUGGUCAGUCUUUUAGGCUACUGCCAAGAGAGUGGAUACUCCAUGCUGGUUUUUGAGUACUUGCCUAAUGGAAGCAUGCACAAUCACUUGUAUGACACAGGAAAGGAAUCUGCAACAAAGCUAGAAUUCAAGCAAAGGUUAUCGAUUGCUAUUGGAACAGCUAAAGGUUUAAGUCAUUUACAUGGCCAACGCCCUUCAAUAAUCCAUGGGAACUUUAAAACAGCUAAUGUUCUGGUUGAUGAGGACUUCAUUGCGAAAGUUGCAGAUGCAGGGAUUCUUAAGCUACUUGAGAAAAUUGAUGAUGCAGGUCCUUCUGGAUCGAGUACUGUCAAUGCUUUUAGAGAUCCAGAGAUUAAUCAAAUUGGAAUUCUCUGUGAGGCGAGUGAUGUUUACAGUUUUGGUGUAUUCCUGUUAGAACUCAUAACUGGUAGGGAUGCUUCACAUAUUGAUGAAUUUGGAUCAAACCAAAGUGUACUUGAUUGGGUUGAAAAACAGCUGAGUUCAGAGCAGUUGGUGGAUCAUAGGCUGCUGGGAAGCUUCACUGCAGAAGUGAUGAGGGAUUUGAUCAAGAUGGCAUUGAGAUGCAUGAGUUUUCCUGGUAGAUAUAGACCAACCAUGGAAACGGUUGUGUUGGAUCUUGAAAAGAUUCUUGAGAGGGAGAUCAUGCACACAACUGUAAUGGGAGAAGGUACUUCCACAGUUACUCUAGGGAGUCAAUUAUUUACAAACUGAAGCAAUGAGAUUGAGAGAGCCAAUAGUAGGAGAAGAGACCUAGUCUUAUUUCUGUUUUCCUGAAAGAAUUCGGCCUGCAAGAAACAGCAUCAGCUUGAAUAGCUUUUUCCUCUCCCCUCCUUCUGCUUCAUCUUACAAAUCUAGAUGAGCAAAAGGCCGGGGCCUGAAAUAUUAAUCGGCAACAAUUUUUUUUAGUCCAAUACCCCUGAUAGGGCAUUAUUGUUUGAUUUAUUAUAGGAUCAUAUGCUGAAAGAAAUGAUCCAUUUUAUAUUGUGGUUGUGGCCUUGAUGAUUACUGCACCUAGCAGACAGAUGGAAGCUUUUGUUUCUCACGUUCAAUAAGAGUUAAAUGAAGUUCGUGAAAUUAGUACAA